UGCCUGGCAAGUUUCCUUCGGUAUUGUAGAAAUUCACUUCUCAGAGAGCUUGCAACGUGGAAAGAUGGAUAUUUUUUGGGCUCUGGUGGCCCUAAGUUGCCUGAGCUUGGGUGCUAGUCUGCAGAAAACCAAUAUAUAUGAGGGAUACAAGGUCUAUGAAGUUUCCACGAAAGCCAGAUCGGCGGAUAAUGGACUGUUUCUUUCGGAGUUGGCCAAGAACCAGACUUACUAUGAAGUUCUUCCUGGAUUCAAAGGGCGUACCUCGGCCAGGGUGAUGGUUCAUCCCGAGGAGCAGUUGAAUUUCGUUCAGUUGAUGGCCCAUCGCAGUGUCAGCUACGAGGUUGUUAACCACAAUGUGGGCCUCACACUGAGUCGGCAGUUUGAAAAGAAUCGCAUGUUGCGACAAUCGUACCCCUACAAUGGAAGACUGGGCACGGAGAGGUACUAUACCCACAGUGAGAUCAACCAGUUUAUCGAGGAUGUGGCCAAGGAGAACCCCCGGAGAGCCUUCAUUAAAACCGUCGGCAAAAGCUACGAGGGUCGUCUACUGAAAACCAUAACCAUUACCAAUGGAGAUUCCAGACGCAAUAAGAACGUAAUCCUCGUGGAUGGUGGUUUCCAUGCCCGCGAAUGGAUAUCCCCAGCCACGGUUGUGUAUCUAAUCAACCAGUUGGUAUAUAAUCUGGAAGAGAAUGGGGAUUUGCUGGAGGACUACGACUGGGUUAUCCUGCCUGUUGUGAAUCCCGAUGGGUACGAGUACACUCAAAUAUCAGAAGAUACUCGAAUGUGGCGAAAAACCAGGAAACCGAGUAGUUCUGAGUGUGUUGGAACUGAUCCCAACAGGAAUUUCGAUUACCAUUGGAGGGAGAGUGGUGCCUCCGAUGAUCCUUGCAGCAAUACCUAUGCCGGAUCGAAACCCUUCUCCGAGCCGGAAGCACUGGUAGUCAGCGAUUUAAUUCGAACUUAUUCGGAUCGAGGACAAAUGUAUUUGACCCUGCACUCCUAUGGGCCUAUGAUUCUUUAUCCUUGGGGUUGGAUAGAUGAAGUCCCCGAGACCGUUGAUGAUCUGGACGAGGUGGCCAAAGCUGGAUAUGAAGCUAUUUUGGAAGCCACUGGCACCGUCUAUGAGUAUGGACCCUCAACUACUACAAUAAAUUACGCGGCAGCUGGGGCCAGCGAUGAUUAUGCCUUUAACGAAGGGUUCCCCAUAUCCUUUACUAUGGAACUUCCACCAGGUGGUGACGAUGGCUUUGAUCCCCCAGCCUCGGAUAUCGAUCGAUUGGUCAAGGAGUCGUGGGUCGGCAUUUCGGCCAUGGCCCGGAGAGUGGUCACAAAAUAUCCUCUUGCAUAACUGCCUGAUGUGCUAUUAACCAAUUUGUCAAUUACUUUCUGGUAAUAAAACGAAUCACUAAUAUUCCCCACA
Drosophila ananassae is the source of this 1423-nucleotide messenger RNA. Its product is annotated as carboxypeptidase B. Lineage: Eukaryota; Metazoa; Arthropoda; Insecta; Diptera; Drosophilidae. Gene Ontology annotation, molecular function: metallocarboxypeptidase activity; zinc ion binding. Bases 65 to 1351 code for a protein of 428 amino acids. The transcript has 3 exons. Gene Ontology annotation, biological process: proteolysis. The record is from RefSeq and is a predicted model, not a curated record.